Molecule: messenger RNA, 2787 nt
Organism: Diachasma alloeum
Lineage: Eukaryota; Metazoa; Arthropoda; Insecta; Hymenoptera; Braconidae
Gene: Brd7-9
Product: bromodomain-containing protein 7
Exons: 3
Coding region: 161-2500 (779 amino acids)
Biological process (GO): regulation of transcription by RNA polymerase II
Cellular component (GO): nucleus
Source: RefSeq, a predicted model, not a curated record
CUGGAUUCUGAUAUCCUGAAUGGCCGACAAUUAACACACAAAACAUAAGUUGUAACUCCCGUGCGUCGUUAGCGUCGUUUCCACACUGAGACUCAGUCUGUUAUUUUUACCUACGUCGAUUCCCUUGAAAACCGUCAAACUGUGGCCGCAACAGCAGACUAUGGGCCCCAAGAAGCACAAAAAACAUAAACGAGAACGACACGAAGACCUCCUAACACCGGACAAACCACCAGCCCUAAAACUAAUCCUAAAAGUUGGUGGCAGCAGCGGUACUCCCGAGUACGGUAACGACUCCCCGAGUCAAUCAGCCAUGCUCUCCCAACAGUACCAACAGUUGGGUAUGAAUUACUCAGUAACCCAAAAUGAAAAUGAAUACGACAGAUACUUAGCCGGUCACAAAAAGUUAAAGAAGAAAAAGAAGAAGAAGGAUAAACGCCACAAGCACCACCACAAGGACAAGAAACGAAAAAGAGAGGAAUCCUCUCAGGAGUCAGUUGGCGAUGCCGAUGAGAGCCUUCUUGAGCUUCCGGCUAAAGUCGCUCAUCUGGUGCCGUCGAAACUAGCGUCAAGUAGCUCCCUCUCGCCUCAUCGAGAACCGAGAACAUGUGUGCUGAAGAAAAUAGCGGAGAAGACGCCUCUUCAGAGACUUCUGGAGCACCUUCUCCGCUCGAUGGAGAAGAGGGAUCCUCAGCAGUUCUUCGCCUGGCCAGUGACUGAUAAUUUCGCCCCAGGAUACUCCCAGAUCAUCACCAACCCCAUGGACUUCAGCACAAUCAACAAGAAGAUCGAAGACAACAUCUACACAAAUGUCAACGAAUUUGUGGAGGACUUCAAACUCAUGUGUGACAAUGCGAUGGUCUAUAACCAUCCUGAAACAAUCUACUACAAAGCGGCGAAGAAACUCCUCCAUGUUGGUUUGAAAAUGGUGACACCAGAGAAGUUGAGGCAAUUGAGACCGGUGUUGACCUACAUGCACGAUAUCCCAAGGGACGAACUAGGCUUCGAACUUGGAGUGGAGGACCCCAAUAAUCCCGAUGUUCUGGUGACUGAGGAGCAGAUCGAGAAGGAGAGGGAACAAGAGGAAAGGAAUGAAGAGGCUGAAGAGUUGAGAAAGGAGCAUCAGAGGAAGAUGAGACUUGCGAGUUUAGGAAAGUUUGAAGCGAUUCCAGACGAUCUCACGCCGGAUGAGAUUCUCAAGCAGGCGAGGAGUGCAGCUAAGACAGCUUCGGACAAACUAUCAAUGAAGAGGAUCAACUCGAAGAUGGGAUUUUUGAGACAGAAGAAGGAUGGAACCACCAGUCUACAGAUCAUCGUGCAUGGAGAUGGUGUCAUCCCCGGGACUAAUCAGCGACCUGUCUCCCUGGGUCAAUUAAUAGGAAAAUUAAGCCAUGGAACGGGAUCUCUUGCUGGUUUCCGAGAAGACAGGAGGAAUAUGUCCAAGCCUGUUAAGCCACUUUAUUACGGAGCUUUCGGAUCUUAUGCACCGAGCUAUGAUUCAACUUUUGCGAAUCUCACGAAGGAGGAGACAGAGCUGGUUUAUUCGACUUAUGGAGAUGAGACUGCAGUGCAGUAUGCUGAAUCGAUUCUAGAUUUCGCAAAGGAUUGUGAUUAUACACUAACGAUGGUUGAUGAUUUAUUGGAUAUUCUGACGAGUGGGGAUCACAGAAAGACGAAGAAGUUGCUGGAGGAGAAGAGAAGACUGAAAGAGGAGGAGGAGAAGAUCAAGCACCUGUUGGAAAAACCUAUUCAAGAGGUCAAUAGGAACACACAAGUGGAGAACGUGAAGGUUGAUGUCGAUCAACUGAAGACGCUUUCGGAGCUGGGGAUUGAUGUCAACUUUUUAGAAGAAUACGAAGAGGAAUUGAAAUCAACUGAGGAACGCGCAGCUCUUCAGUCUCGUCUGGACGACACAUCCCAGAUGUUGGGUCGUCUGAGGCAAGCCCAACAUGAUCGUCUGUCAGCACCUCCUCCGGCGCACUUGUCCAACGUUCCCAAGGCACCAGAGGUUGAAACAGCCCUUGCUGAGAAGAUCACCGAUAAUUUAACAACAAUCGCCAAGAAGUUACCUCCAUCAGCGAUUGCCCCAGUGGACGGCCUUCGACGUGCCAUGGGCAUCGCUCCAGUCGGUGGACCGGAGCCAAUGGAAGUAGAACCAAUUACUCACAACCCCACGAUUGUAGCUGAAAGCACUCUUGUACCACAAAUCAACAACAAUCAGGUCUCUAGCAUGAUACAAACAGCGUCACCAAUGCAAACCACCAUCAUGAGUCCUGGUAGUCAAACAAAUCCAAUAAUUGGCAUAGUCAGCCAAUCGCAAACACCGAUGCAGAUCCAAAUUGGCUUAUCUCACAAUCAGUCUGGGUUACUGGGGCCGAAUGAGUCCACUGGAGUUCCAGAUCUCGAGUCUGAAUUGAGGGAAUUUUUGGAGAGUGAUCCCACCCUUGGGCACUCACCUUUACACGAUGACAAAACUCUCGAAGACAUUUUGUCUGAGUCUUAACACUUGUUACUUUGGAAUUAUGGUAAUGAGAGGGGAAUUGGGGGAAACUUCCAGAUUUGGGUUGGAAAGUUACUUUUGUAUUCUCUUGUCAGUUGUAAAUUUAUAAUUGAGGUACAAGUUGAUGAGAGUAAGGAAUGGCUUCAUUAAGGAGUAGAUUCCUUUUGUUAAUAUUAAAUGAGUCGAGAAACUCCAAUUUUUUUUCAAUUAAUUUUUUUUUGUUUACACCAGGUAGAUGUAAAGGUGUGUAUGGCGUUGGAUAAAAAUAAAUGAGUUUUUUAAUUAUUUAA